Mobula hypostoma (lesser devil ray) is the source of this 4263-nucleotide messenger RNA. Its product is annotated as cytosolic 5'-nucleotidase 1A-like. Gene Ontology annotation, cellular component: cytoplasm; cytosol. NCBI's taxonomy places the organism in Eukaryota, Metazoa, Chordata, Chondrichthyes, Myliobatiformes, Myliobatidae. The record is from RefSeq and is a predicted model, not a curated record. Gene Ontology annotation, molecular function: 5'-nucleotidase activity; magnesium ion binding; nucleotide binding. The coding region runs from base 116 to 1228 and encodes 370 amino acids. Gene Ontology annotation, biological process: adenosine metabolic process; nucleotide metabolic process. The transcript is spliced from 6 exons.
CCCAGCGCCGACACCCAAUGCUUCCUAGUAUUUCAUUUCACGAACUCGCUGUGUCUUCCUGAGUCGGUGAUUCUGGCCUGUAUUCUCAUAUAGCUUUUCUACAUUUCCUUUAAAAAUGAGCGAAGGGGAAAUGCAGGACGGUGCUUUGAAUCAAAGCGAAGGGCAGGUUAAAGCUGGUACCGAGAACACAGAGGCCGACUGGAAGGCUGCAGCGGAGAAAUUUGAAAGCCUGGCCUCCACAAAGAAGCUCCGGACUCCAAAGUCUCAGUAUGCCAUCACUAUCGCUGUGUCUUCUCGCUGCCUCUUUAACAUGGUAGAGGAAAGAAAAAUCUACGAGGAGCACGGGCUGGAGAAAUACGUUAAAUAUCAGCAGGAACAUGAAGAGGAACCUUUGCAGAAGGGACCUGCUUUCCCCUUAAUCAAGGCACUGGAAAGAGUUAAUUUACAACUUCGUGACCUGUACCCUGACAGUGAUGAAAUAUUUGAUGUAGUUCUGAUGACCGACAAUCAUGCACAAGUAGGAGUACGGCUGAUAAACAGUAUCAAUCACUAUUAUCUGGCAAUUGAAAGAUUCUGUAUGACAGGCGGGAAAAGUCCAAUUGGGUACCUGAAAGCCUAUCUUACCAAUCUGUACUUAUCAGCAAAUCCUGAGAAAGUGGGUGAGGCAAUUGAAGCAGGAAUUGCAGCUGCCACCAUGUUUCAGACGACGAAGGAACUAAACCUUUCAGAUAAAGAGCUGAGGGUUGCAUUUGAUGGUGAUGCUGUUCUCUUCUCUGAUGAGUCAGAGAAAAUUGUAAAGCUUCAUGGAUUAGAUACCUUUUUUGAACACGAGAAGAAAUAUGAAAACAAUCCUCUUGCAAAAGGUCCUCUCAAGGGAUUUUUGGAAGUAUUAGGAAAGCUGCAGAAGAAGUUCCAUGCUAAAGACUUGCGCUGUAACUGCCCAAUCAGGACCUAUCUUGUCACAGCAAGAAGUGCUGCAAGUUCUGGAGCAAGAGCUUUGAAGACACUUCGGAGUUGGGGGCUAGAAGUUGAUGAAGCCCUCUUUCUAGCAGGGGCACCAAAAGGACCGAUGUUAGAAAAAAUUCGCCCUCAUAUCUUCUUUGAUGAUCAAAUGUUCCACGUGAAAGGAGCACAGGAGAUGGGAACCAUUGCAGCACAUGUGCCAUACGGCAUUGGACAAAAGUACAAUAAGAGCACUUCCAUAACUGAAAAUGCUGAUAAAAGUUAAAUGACAAAUGGUAGACCAUAUUCAGAUAAAAAACCAAGUCAGACUGUUUACUCUGUAGCUACAGUUGAAAUAUACUAAAAUCAAAUGUGUUAGCAGAAUGAGAAAAUUGGAAUUUAAUGGAGGGGCCUUUUCUACAUAGGAUUUGCUUAUUUGUUUCUUCCAGAAUUUAUUACAAUGCAUUUAUCUUAAUACGUUCAAGCUUGAGGUCUAAAGAGGAUGAAGUAAUCAGCUUAUAUUUUCAUACCAUUUUUAAUUCUGACCACAAUAGCCUUAUAACAAUUUUAGUAAUGUAAGAGGCACAUUAGACUUGAUUUUCUCUUCAAAGCGGCAGUACUUUAAUUGAGGGUAUCAUUACUUUUAAAAUUGCUUAAUAGAUACUGUACUAUAAAAGAUUAUGUCCGAAUGAUACAGUUUGUUGGGUGUUAACAAUAAUUAAAAUGGCAGACAUUUCUCUUGGCAUAUUAUGUAAUAGAAAUUGUUAGCUUGGACUGGAAAUUAAAUUACCUCCAGAUGCAUAUAAAAUUAUCCAAGGAAUCCCCUGAAAUUAGAACCUCAAAGCAAAAUGAGAUCAUUAUCAUUUUGUGCUAGCUCUCUGAAAGACCAUCCUAAUGGACGCUCCGUUUUUUUUGCAAAUAAUGCCCCUGCUUCCUUUUUGUUAAACUUGCACAACAGCAGUUUAUUAUUCAUAAUUCUGGGGUGGGGGAAAUAUAUUAUUAUUCCCUCACUCAAGAGUUAAUAUUCAGUUUCAAGCUUCACAAUAACAGUAGUGCUGGGGAUUCAGGCAGGUUUGGGCCACAGAAUUGUGGCUAAACUCUUAAUAAAAUGAAUCAGGAUUACGAGCUGCAAUUUGGAUUCAAAGAUAGAUGGAGUCAAAAUUUUGGUUGGUAAUUGAUCGGAAGAUGAAAGAAGCACUGAUAAGGUUUCUAAGUGUGAUGAGCACUAUCUUCUUCUGUUCAGUCAAUGCUUUAGGAAUUUCAAAUAUUCACCAAUGCAAAGACCAUAAUGUUUGCAUCUUGCAUUGGUAAAGACUGUCUCUUUUUGGUCUUUUCCAGUUUGACUGAGGUCACUCUUGAUCAGAAUUAAGUGCAUGCAUCACCCCAAGCUGCCAGCUGAACCCACUCAUGUGAGAAUAUACAAUAAGUGAAAUUGGGCGUUACCAAGAAACACUUAAUUUUCUCUGCCUAAUAUUCUCUUACUGUGUUAUGUAAUGUAUUAUAGUACUGGUAAUUUUUGAGUUGGGUGGCGGGAUGAAGAUCUUUUUCUACUAAAGGAUAUUGUAAGGCACUCCUUCCCUCCACUAGGCUGAAAGUCACCAUUGGGCAAGGUGUAGUAACUGUUUAGCCCCCUGAUCAGGAUCAUCUGAAGCCAUGGGAGCAUAUGGUGAGUGGAUGGUUGUAUGAGCAGCUGGUGUAUAUCACAAUUCCUGGUUAUGCAACCAUUGACGCCAAGCAGACAAUCUAUGAAGAGUAUUGAUAGAGGUUUGGGUCACCCAUCUUAUAAAGACAGUACCCAGAAGAAGGCAAUGGCAAACCACUUCUGUAGAAAAUUUGCCAAGAGCAGUCAUGCUCUUGGAAGACCAUGAUCUCCCACAUCAUACGACAACGCAUAUUAUGAAUGAACACAUGUUUGACUAGUCUAUUUCCCAUCAGAAAAUGCACUUUUGCACUGAAAUAAUCAUUGGAUCACCUUGGCCAUUUCUGUUUAAAGGAAAAUGCCUCAACAAAACAUAUGACUAGAGCCUCUUAUUCCUAUUUUUGUUUCUUUAAACAUCUGUAUUUAAAUUAGGUUUGAUACUACCUCCUCCGCCAGUAUAAUGGUGUUUAUUUCUUUAAUAUAUAUAUGUCAAGGUUACAGAAUCACUGGAAUGUAGUUUUAUGAUACAAGAAUACAGGUUAUAAUUCAAUUAAGUUUCUAGUCACUGAUAUCAACUAAUGUUGUCUACUCUUUUCAUUUUGAUAUAUUGGAAUUAUGCCUAUUUACAGUAUUUGUAAAAGCUAAAUGAUUAUAUGAUCCUUACUAUAUUUCUCUGGUCAUAACAAUAUGCUAUUUAUUUGCAAACAGUUACUGCUUUGACUUGUUUUUGCAAAAGUAGAUCAGAUUUUAGGUUUUUAUUUAUAAGAACAUUUACAUUCAGAAAUAUUUUUUGCAAAGCCUUGAAUGUAAGGGCCUGCAGUGCAGGGCACUAUUUUGAAUGGAAUGAGUAGCAGAAUAAAAAUGUUUUAAAAGUAUCCAAGGAUGGUGAAUCUAGGAAAGUUUUUCAGCAUUUUCCAGUUCUCCGUAUUGAACUAUUUAAUUGUCUUUAUUAUGUUUGUGUGUUGUUAAUUUGGCAUCUGCCAUGCUAAAGGCAGUUAGUUUUUAAAACAAGUUGCAUUAGGUAAACAUUUAGUGAGCUCCUUACAAAGGACCUAAUUAUUGGAUGAGCUUCAGCAGUUGUGGACAAGUUAGACAAUUGUUUUAAAAAACUAUAUUUUAUUAGCAAUAAAAAGCCCCUGUUAUCAAUUGUCCCCUUCAGUGAAGAUUGGGCUGCUUUGCUUAGCCUUGUGUAUAAAUAGGGGAAACAAAUUCCAACAAUUCCUAGUCAGGGCAAGCUAACUCUGAAAUCUCUUCAGGUAAUGUAACAGGCUCACCAUUUUUCUUCUUGUUGACUGUCCUUCACUCCUGGUCCUGGACUGUUGGUGCAAAGCAAUCAUGUGAGAGGAAGUGAAUGGGGCAGCAGAUGGCACUGAUGUCCCUGUUUACACAUUGUAAUUAAGAUAAGGUCUUAAUGCUUACAAAUUUUUUAAAAAUUGCAACAGUGAAAUAAGGUUGCCUCAGUUCAAAUUGAUUAUUAUUUGAUUACAGUGGUUGAAUUGUAGUGCCUUUGCAUUUUGUACGUUUUCUUACCUGCAAUUUUCUUUGUGCAUUUUUACAAAACAAUACUAUAUUGUUUCUUUAAUUUCAAUAAGAAAGCUUAUUGCAAAUAUUAUUUACGUGAUAAUUAUUUUGCUUUAAAUGUAUUUCUUAAGAGAUUAAAGGAAUACUUUGAAUGCUGAAAA